Molecule: messenger RNA, 1092 nt
Organism: Candidozyma haemuli
Lineage: Eukaryota; Fungi; Ascomycota; Pichiomycetes; Serinales; Metschnikowiaceae
Exons: 1
Coding region: 1-1092 (363 amino acids)
Source: RefSeq, a predicted model, not a curated record
AUGAUAUCGUCUUCAGAGAGAAUCUUCAAAGAUGUCGUCGAGAGGACGCGUCUAGGGCAGGACAAGGAACUAGUACAUCUACUUAAGCAAAACCAGAAUGCCAAAUCUCCAUUGCACGAGGAAGUGGAGAAGCUCAUCCGUGAUCUCAACCUUAUGGAAUAUAAAGUGGCCCAACAGGUUGGCCAGGAAGUAGCGGAUAACGAUGGGGAAACUGAAGCUACUUCCAAAGAACAGAGACCUCCUGCUAUACAAGCAGACGAAAGAACGCAAAGGAGACUUUCAUAUGAGAUAAAGAACCUAACUCAGGGUGAACCGUCUAAUAGGGGCACACCCAGCACGCCUGCCAUUGCUGCUGUCAGUAACUUUAGAGUGAACUCAAGAGUGACCAACCUCGAAAAUCAUGACUAUACGCCAGUUCCUUAUGAAAGACCACGGAAGGGGUCGAUCAAACAGACACUCAGGAAGUACAAGGCGAGACUUCAGAACUCAGAACUAAAUGAAGUUCAGCAAAGGACAGCAAGUUCUCAGACCGUGAUGGCAGCCCGAAGGUCGUCCUUGGUGGGGGAGGUGUUGCCCGACUACAUUCGUAAACAGCUUACAAUCGACAACCAACAAUCGGAAACACCCGAACACGAACACGAACAAAACAAAACAACUGAAGCUCCAGAGAACCAAAGCACCUCUGAUACCUCGCUCCGAAGGAGCAGAUCAACUAAACUGAAAAAUACGCUGUCGCCUUCUGGAGAAGAUCAACAGAAUCGAAGCGAGAAUCUACAAUCUCUGUCGAUACGACGCAGCUUAGAAAACAGCCAAUCCAACAGGUUCAAUAACGUUUUGAUGAACUCACUGUCGCUAUACGUUAGAAAGGGAGACAACAGCAGCAACGUUUCCCAAGAUGGUCUCGAUUCAGGCUUAUCCGAGGCGGAUAAAGAAUACAUUCUGCCUAGUCUGUUUACGAGGUCUAUUGAAGAUAUAAACGAUCACGAUGUACUAUUAUACAAUCGUACCGACGAGGACGACGGAGAUGAUGACGAUGACGAGGAUGAGGAUAAUGAUGACGAAGAUGACGGAGAUUAUCUUUUCAAAAAUUAA